AUGGCACCCCAGUAUCUGAGCCUUGUGAAGCUGCUCUGCCUCCUAGGGGCCAUCUUCAUUUUGCCUCGAGCUGGGGCUCUUUUGUGCUACGAAGCCACCGCCUCACUCUUCAGAGCCGUUACCCUACAUAACUGGAAAUGGCAACUGUUGAGAAGCAUGGUGUGCCAGCUGAGGGAAGGCUGCGAGGAGACACUACUAUUCAUUGAGACAGGGACCAAAAGAGGAGUUGUGGGUUUUAAAGGCUGCACCUCAGCCUUAUCUUACCCCCCACAAAUGUCUUACCUCGUUUCACCUCCUGGAGUGUCUGUCGCCUCCUAUAGCCGAGUCUGCCGGAGCUAUCUCUGCAAUAACCUGACCAACUUGAAUCCAAUUGUGAAACUCAAGGCCAACACUGUUACAUCUAAAGAAUUUUCUUCCAAUAAUUGCCCAACCUGUGUGGGCAUGCACACUGAGGAUUGCCUCCCAAAUUUUAUAAGCGUUGAAUCUUGCCCGCAGGAUGCCACUGUUUGUUACAGUUCCACCUUAAAAUUUCAGGCAGGCCUUCUGAAUAGUACCAUCCUCCUUAUGGGCUGUACCCACUAUCACCAAAGGCUUUUAGUAGAUUUCCGGACUGUGGGGAGUAUCCGAGUGACUGAGGUUCGGAAUGUCUUAGAGAGAGCUCAGAUUGUGAGUGCGGAGUCCUCCAGACCAGGUCCUGCUUGUGGCCUCCUCUUAGGCCUCCUGCUUGCCUUCAGGGACUGA
Messenger RNA from Chrysochloris asiatica (Cape golden mole), 741 nucleotides. It is a transcript of the gene LYPD4, whose product is annotated as LY6/PLAUR domain containing 4. The record is from RefSeq and is a predicted model, not a curated record. Gene Ontology annotation, cellular component: plasma membrane; plasma membrane raft. The transcript has 4 exons. The coding region runs from base 1 to 741 and encodes 246 amino acids. Lineage: Eukaryota; Metazoa; Chordata; Mammalia; Afrosoricida; Chrysochloridae.